This is a messenger RNA of Sander lucioperca (pikeperch), 2059 nucleotides long. Its product is annotated as G1/S-specific cyclin-D1-like. NCBI's taxonomy places the organism in Eukaryota, Metazoa, Chordata, Actinopteri, Perciformes, Percidae. The record is from RefSeq and is a predicted model, not a curated record. Gene Ontology annotation, cellular component: cyclin-dependent protein kinase holoenzyme complex; nucleus; cytoplasm. The transcript is spliced from 5 exons. Gene Ontology annotation, biological process: mitotic cell cycle phase transition; regulation of cyclin-dependent protein serine/threonine kinase activity; positive regulation of G1/S transition of mitotic cell cycle. Bases 374 to 1264 code for a protein of 296 amino acids. Gene Ontology annotation, molecular function: cyclin-dependent protein serine/threonine kinase regulator activity.
CGGCAGGGGGAUGUAGGUAAACUUGUCCCACAUGGCCGGUGGAAGUUAGUCUUGUAGUUGUGUCCUGUUCAACAAAGGAAAGCCGCUCAGAGCCCGUCGGACUAGGAAUAAACUAACCCAGUGACACAACGGAGACAAACGAGGACACCUUUCAUUUACUACAUUUUACAUAACCAUUUCUACCUGUAACUAAAGGUGGUAAUGGUCUCCCACGAGUAAAAAUAAAGGUGGAAGACGGUUUUGUCUACAAAAUGUGGAGCGGCUAAUCAUGUGUUAUUGUUAGCUAAAUCGAAGCUAGUUUGAAGGUUUGUCACCACAGUGGCACGAAGCCUAUAGCUGAAACAGAGUGCUGCAGUCAGCCGGGUAACGUUAAAUGGAUCCCCAGUUGUGGUGCUGUGAGGGGGACAGGCCUGCCAUCCGGAGGGCCUACCGGGACUCCAACCUGUUGAAUGAGCGGGUCCUGCACGCUCUGUUGCGGGCAGAAGACAAGUACCUCCCCUCUCCCAACUACUUCAAAUGCGUCCAGAGAGAAGUAGCUCCGUACAUGAGGCGGAUAGUGGCUACCUGGAUGUUGGAGGUGUGUGAGGAGCAGAAAUGUGAGGAGGAGGUGUUCCCUCUGGCUAUGAACUACAUGGACCGCUUCCUGUCGGUGGAACCCACCAAGAAGAGCCACCUGCAGGUCCUGGGAGCCGCCUGCAUGUUCCUGGCUUCCAAACUGAAGGAAACGAUCCCGCUCACCGCUGAGAAGCUCUGCAUCUACACCGACAACUCAAUCACCCCGACUCAGCUGCUGCAAAUGGAGCUGGUGGUUCUGAACAAGCUGAAGUGGGACCUGGCUUCAGUUACCGCUCUGGACUUCAUCGAGCACUUCCUGUCCCAGCUGCCGGUUGUGAGAGAGCACCGGCCCAUCCUCAGGAAGCACGCUCAGACCUUUGUGGCUCUGUGUGCCACAGAUGUUAAAUUCAUCGCCAGCCCCCCGUCCAUGGUGGCAGCAGGCAGCAUGGUGGCGGCGGUGGAGGGCCUGCAGAUGAGAAUGGUGGGCAGUUCCAUGAUGUCUAAGAAACUGACGGAGCAGCUGGCCCAGAUCAUCAGGAGCGACCCGGACUGUCUGAGGGCAUGUCAGGAACAAAUCGAGUCGCUGCUGGAAACCAGUCUCCGACAGGCACAACAACCGCAAAACUCGGUUACCAUGGAGACUAAGAGCAUCAGUGAGGAGCAGGACGUCUCAACGACGCCCACAGAUGUCCGGGACAUAAACAUCUGAUGGACAGCUGCCAGUCGCACUGCUGGAGGAGGAAAGAGAAGCACCCACGUGUACGCUCGUCUGAACUGUGGCUGGGGACACCGUCACGUCCAGGACGUUGACAACCUUUUAAAACUGGAAUCCUUGAACACUCCAAAGAGUAAUGUCUGUUAAGUGUUGCUUCUUAUUGGUGGGCAGCGUUGGAUGCACCCACCAACGAGUUGUUUCAAGGCCUAGAAGGCCCGUCUGAACCCACCCCUCCUCCCAAAAUUGAAACUAUAGGCCCAGAGACUCAGUGGCGGUUCUAGACCAUUUCAAGUGGAGGGGCCAGGCUGGGGCCACAUGUGAUUUUUAGGGGUACCAAAUAAAAGUGUGUUGCAUACCACCAACCUUUCAUAGGUUUGGUUCUACAAAAGACUAAUAAUACACAUAAGAAUAAACACAAGAACACUCAUUCAGUGUUAACCUACAUUUUAUUUAUCACUGCACAUGAACAAUAUCCUCUUUUUGGGGAUAAAGGUGGGUUAAAAAUGAAUGAAACAAUUUGCUAUCGUUAGGGGUGCCAUAGUUAGGCUUAAUAUUAAGUGGGCACUGGCCAACCUUAUUCUCCCCUCCUCCUUAGGACCGCCACUGCAGAGACUGAAACUGAUUGGUGUGUUUAGAUGUCCCUGGACCUGUAUUUAUCAAACGUCCCAAUUGCACCAAAUUGUAGGAGUCGUUUGCUAAAAGUGAACAAUGAGAUUUAUCAAGUGGCCCACUUCUUCUGAAGUGUUGGAGCGGACUUGACAGUUCAAACUGAUCAAAUGGGAAAACGUG